This is a messenger RNA of Vidua macroura (Pin-tailed whydah), 3542 nucleotides long. RefSeq lists its product as uncharacterized. Gene Ontology annotation, cellular component: membrane. NCBI's taxonomy places the organism in Eukaryota, Metazoa, Chordata, Aves, Passeriformes, Viduidae. The record is from RefSeq and is a predicted model, not a curated record.
UCCUGUUCUUCCUGCCCUCAGAUCACUGGGAUUCCUGUCCCUGCUGCCCCCACUACCAGCUGCCUCCCUCCCCACUCCCCUCAAGGCCUUCUCUCCAUCCUCCUGCAGACCAUGGAUUUCUGCGUAUUGUGGUUCUUGCUCUUGCUACCUGUAGUCCAGUACCCGCAGCCCGUGGGUGAUGUUUUGGAUGAGGUGACGCGUCUGCAAAUGGAGCUGCGUGCAAAGUUCCAGGAAGAGGAGAGGAUUCGGCUGGAGCAGGAAGUGGAGCAGCUUGCGCUGAUGCAGAGUGGCACAUCCUGGAGAGACCUGCACUGGUCUGCCUUGCAGCCCUGGCAGGUCUGGGCAUUUGCUGAGCUCUUGGUUGUUCUCUUGGCCGUAUGCUUUAUGUGGAGGAAAAGAAGUUGUGGGGCAGAGAUCAGUGGUGAGGAGGAGAAGGAAAAGGAGAAGAAGAAGGAGGAAGAGGACAAGACAUAUGUAUGUGAUCUGAGAUGGCUUCUAGAGGAGCACAUACAGGGGCCUGUACAGGACCUGCAGACAGGCUGCAACAGGACAAUGGCCCUGAAGGAGAAGGAGGAAGAGGAAGAGGACGAGACAUGUGUAUAUGAUGUGAAAUGGCUUCUAGAGGAGCACAUACAGGGGCCUGUACAGGACCUGCAGACAGGCUGCAACAGGACAAUGGCCCUGAAGGAGAAGGAGGAAGAGGAAGAGGACGAGACAUGCGUAUAUGAUGUGAGAUGGCUUCUAGAGGAGCACAUGCAGGGGCCUGUACAGGACCUGCAGACAGGCUGCAACAGGACAAUGGCCCUGAAGGAGAAGGAGGAAGAGGAAGAGGACGAGACAUGCGUAUAUGAUGUGAGAUGGCUUCUAGAGGAGCACAUACAGGGGCCUGUACAGGACCUGCAGACAGGCUGCAACAGGACAAUGGCCCUGAAGGAGAAGGAGGAAGAGGAAGAGGACGAGACAUGCGUAUAUGAUGUGAGAUGGCUUCUAGAGGAGCACAUACAGGGGCCUGUACAGGACCUGCAGACAGGCUGCAACAGGACAAUGGCCCUGAAGGAGAAGGAGGAAGAGGAAGAGGACGAGACAUGCGUAUAUGAUGUGAGAUGGCUUCUAGAGGAGCACAUGCAGGGGCCUGUACAGGACCUGCAGACAGGCUGCAACAGGACAAUGGCCCUGAAGGAGAAGGAGGAAGAGGAAGAGGACGAGACAUGCGUAUAUGAUGUGAGAUGGCUUCUAGAGGAGCACAUGCAGGGGCCUGUACAGGACCUGCAGACAGGCUGCAACAGGACAAUGGCCCUGAAGGAGAAGGAGGAAGAGGAAGAGGACGAGACAUGCGUAUAUGAUGUGAGAUGGCUUCUAGAGGAGCACAUACAGGGGCCUGUACAGGACCUGCAGACAGGCUGCAACAGGACAAUGGCCCUGAAAGACAAUUUCACAACUGUCCUUGAGCAUGCCUCGAGUGGGACUUUCUACCCGGUGCUGCAACAAUCCAUUGGUUUUGGCAGGGCCUUUGAAGGUUGGACUGCCCGUGAGGAGGAAGUUGUGUACCAGGUGCUUGUACCCCUGACUCCACCCCUAGGCCACAUCUUCCACCUGGUGUGUGACACUGACCAGCAGAAUCCUGGCAGGCACUUCCGUGUUCAUGUGGAGCUGGAGUGCAGCUGCCCGAGGGAUUACCAGGGUAUGAACAUGCUGUGCUUCCAGCACCACCCUGACAUGAUUAGGAGGAAGACUCAGCAGACCAACCUCCUAGACGGCUCCUACCUUGAUGUGAAGAAAACUGUCCACUGGUUCUGCGCACUGGUGGAAGCAAGCUGGUGGCUUUUGCCCCAGUCACACAGUUGGCAUUUAGUGCUGCUGCCCUCCAAACGCUCCUGCCACCUCAGGCUGACCAACAGCCAAGAAAGCUUCCAGGUUAAGGUGCUGUUCGGGGUGCGGCGGCAUGCCUCAGACAUCUUUAUCAGCAGCCGGCAUCGAGGGGCUCACACCCCAAGCACAAUGUGGCCUGAGACCUACACUGUGGCAGAGACAAAGUUCUUCAGGCACAUGGCCAGGCGGGCCCCCCAGGACAACUCACACCUUAAAUGCCUGCAGCUCCUUGCCCGUGUUCUUGCGCGCAAGGACUUUUCCAUCCAUUCCAUCAAGACCAACGUCACGUGGCUGCUGAACACCGUACCGGUGUUGCAGUGGCACAGGAGACAUUUCCUGCUUCAGCUGUCGGAUGCUCUGGAGCAGCUGUGCUUAUCUCUGGAAGAGAAACACCUGGAGCAUUUUACAGUGGGCAACCAGAGGCUUCUGGAGAAGAUCCGGUUGUCCCCAUAUGUAAAAAGGGUUAAGCCACCCAACCUCUUCCACGGCCUGGCGCAGGAUCUGGCCUCCCACUCCUAGGCAAUGCAAGCCUGCCUUGAUUUGCGCCAUCGCCUGGCAAGAGUGCUGGCCUAUGGCCACUGUUAGCGGGGCACAUAGAGUCUCGGAAUUAGAGAAUCACAGAAUCACUAGGUUGGAAGAGACAUUUAAGAUCACUGAGUCCAACCUGUGCCCUAACACCACCUCAACUAUACCGUGACACUGAGUGCCAUAUCCAGUCUUUUUUUAAACACAUCCAGGGAUGGUGACUCCACCACCUCCCCCAGGCAGACAAUUCCAGUACUUUAUCACUCUUUCAGUAAAAAACUUUUUCCUGACAUCCAACCUAAAUUUCCCUUGGCACAGCUUAAGACUGUGUCCUCUCGUACCUGCCUGGAGAGAGAGGCCAACCCCCACCUGACUACAACCACCUUUCACGUAGUUGUAGAGAGUGAUAAGGUUGUCUCUGAGUCUCCGUUUCUCCAGGCUAAACAACUCCAGCUCUGUUCCUCACAGGGCUUGUGUUCCCAGCCCUUCACCAGCCUUGCUGCCCUCCUUUGGACGCAUGUGCUCAUGGGGCUUGCAGCUGGUGGCAGAGAAGCAGCUUUUAGUGCCAUGACAAAGACAGGAAUGAAUGGGAUACAUAGACACAUAUGUAUGAUGUCUAUCAUAUGUAUACGAUAGACAUAUGUAUAUAUAAUGACAAAUAUUUUUAUCAAUAGAUGUGCUUUAGUAGAUACAUAUUAUAGUGAUAGUUUAUAAAUUAUGUUAUUUUAUAAAAAGAAAUAGCACAUAUAUAAUGUCACAAUUAUGUCAGAGUCAUUUGUGGGUGUUGUGACACGUAUUAAUACUCUAGUUGCUGCUUUUAUCAGAGGCAAGAUUUUUAUUAUAUAGAUGUAUUUAUAAAAUAUAUAUUAUGCACAUACUGUAUUUAACACAACAAAACAAUAAUUAAAUGAAAUGGAAAUGAAAUAAAAGAACAAUUAUAUAUAAUUCCUAUAUAAUUACACAGAAUAAGUUAUAUUUAUAAUUGUUUAUUUGAUGUGUAAAAUGUUAUAUAAUGAAAAAUUAAUCAUAAUAAAUAUGAUAAUAGAACAAUAUAAAUUUAGUAUGUAUAUCUGUUUGGACACAUAUUAAUGCUCCAUAGUUAGUGUAUGUAUGACUAGCAAGCAAGAAACUGCUGUGUUGUUGUUUCA